CUCGGAAAGGACAGUACAACUACUUUAUAUUGUGAAUCCUUCGAAGUAUUCAAAAAUAAAAACGUGUGAACGAUAUUAAAGCAUGUUGACUGUUAUACAAGUCGCGGUUAUGCUUUUGAGCAUAGUAAGCGCUGAAUCUACAUCAUCGCCGUCGCAACUAAUCAGACCCAGCUUGUUGAAUAAAAAUGGGCUGCGAUUGCAGUUGCCUAGCAAGCCCAACAAAAAUAAUCUAACGCCGAAGAUCAUUGGAGGAACAAAUGCCCAUAAUGAUGACACCAAGUAUCAAGUUUCUAUUCGAUUGCGAGCAGCAGAAAGAAUCUUCGGGAGCGGACACAUUUGCGGAGGAAGCUUGAUAUCAUACACAACUGUUCUAACUGCAGCCCAUUGUCUAUUCUACUUCAAUGAUGACAAUAAGGAGGGCGUGCUGAGGUCCUCGUCGGAAUUCUCAGUUGUUAUGGGAACAAUGGAUCGCUUCAUUCGUACGGCAACUACGCUUUCGUACACUAUCACUUCAUUCAAAUACCAUGAGCAGUUCAAUACGGAAGAUAUGAGGAACGAUAUAGCGUUGAUGUUCCUAAAUGGGCAGGUGCCACCAAAUUUCCCAACAGUUCAGCCUAUAUCGCCAGCCACGUACGCAGUCCAACCAGGAAGUAUAUGCCAAAUAAACGGCUGGGGGACAGACGCAUUUCAAGGAGCAGCAUCAAAUAUUCUCCUAACUGCAAACGUGACCCUCUUCAGUCCCAAAGAUUGCCGACGAAGGUACGGGGACAUGUUACUCAGUGGAAUGAUGUGUGCCGGUGAUUGGAGUGGAUCUCACGAUGCAUGCCAAGGGGAUUCCGGUGGGCCGCUAGUUUAUCAGCGAACUUUGAUUGGCAUCGUGUCCUGGGGCAAUAAAUGCGGAUCGCCUGAUUGGCCAGGAAUUUAUACUAAUGUCACCUAUUAUCAGAACUGGAUUAGAACGAAUCGAGGGAGUCAUCAAGAAAGCAUUCAUUCAAUCAUCAUGUUAUGUCUUUUAUCAUCAAUAUUCAUUAAACUCGUCUGAUAUUGUGAUAACAAGUAAAGUAAAUAACAAAUUAGUGAACAUGAUAUGGAAAUUAAAGAACAUGAAAUGAGCACAUCGAGACCAGAGUGGUAGCAAAUUAAAUAUAAAUUAUAAGGACCUGCCUGAUUUUCUAAGGAUAUAAGAUAUUUACUUCGCCUAAGUUAUUGUUUAAGAUUCUUUCUUCCACCAUUGACUACACGCUCUCAAAUCGCAAAUCGUUAAGAACUUAGGUUUGGGGCAUUUUGGCUUUAAUGUUCUCAUUUAUAAUAUUAUCUGUAUUAUAGAAUUUUAUAAAAAAUGUAUAAACUAAUUAAAUUUAGAAUACUUCGAAAUGGAUUCAUUUGUUUUUACAAUUUGGACCUGAUUCCUAUUUAUGUAUCCUGAAUAUCCAUCAUGGUCAAUGUACACAUUGUACGAACUCAUAUUUGCGGAGAAUUUCCUUUAGUGUUAGUCUCACAAUAAACAUUUGAAACUCACAGAAAAAUGUAACGAUGCUGCCCGCAAUUAAGUAAAAUUAGAAGCCUAGAAUCUACUUUAUUUUAUUAUCUAUUUCUGUGUGAAAAUUGUUAACAUUUUUACUUAAGGGGAGAUAUACAAUUAGAAUUUUCCAGAAAAUUCCUUUUCCAUAUUGGAUCAGGGCCUUGAAGUGUGUUAGAGCACUUCAAGACCGUCACGGUACACUGUAGGAGGCAAUGUGGUCAGCAUUGCGCUCGCUGAAGAUU
Molecule: messenger RNA, 1764 nt
Organism: Hermetia illucens (black soldier fly)
Lineage: Eukaryota; Metazoa; Arthropoda; Insecta; Diptera; Stratiomyidae
Product: trypsin I-P1-like
Exons: 5
Coding region: 83-1042 (319 amino acids)
Biological process (GO): proteolysis
Molecular function (GO): serine-type endopeptidase activity
Source: RefSeq, a predicted model, not a curated record